This is a messenger RNA of Amaranthus tricolor (Joseph's coat), 1230 nucleotides long. Its product is annotated as protein HEAT-STRESS-ASSOCIATED 32. Bases 188 to 1051 code for a protein of 287 amino acids. Lineage: Eukaryota; Viridiplantae; Streptophyta; Magnoliopsida; Caryophyllales; Amaranthaceae. The record is from RefSeq and is a predicted model, not a curated record. The transcript has 5 exons.
AUGACUCAUGAGUAUAGAGCUUUUGAGCCUUCUCUAGAAACAACCAGCACACUCCAUAAAUCUUUUCAAUUUCACGAGAAACAAAAACCAAUACAACGAAUUUUCUCAAAAUCUCAGCAUCAAACUUCUAAUCCCUAAUAUCUUCUACAAAAAAAUACUUGGUGUUAAGCUAUAAAUUCAAUCGAUCAUGGCGUCGUCACUGAAAUGGAAGAGUUUUUUCGAAGAGGAAGAUCGUCCGGAAAAGCCUAGAAGGUAUGGCGUCACUGAAAUUCGCGGCCCUCAUUACUCUCAUUUCUCUCAAAAUGUUCUUCAGGAUGUUUUUGAGUCAAUGGGGCAGUUUGUUGAUGGUUUGAAGUUUUCUGGAGGUUCCCAGAGCUUGAUGUCGGAGAGUUAUAUUAAGAAGGUGACUGACAUGGCACACAGGCAUAAUAUUUAUAUCAGCACUGGUGAUUGGGGAGAGCAUUUGCUCCGAAAAGGCACUUUCGCUUUAAAGCAAUAUAUAGAGGAUUGCAAGCGCUUGGGUUUCGAUACAAUUGAGCUAGAUGCAGGUUCUCUUGAGAUCCCUGAAGAAACUCUUUUAAGAUAUGUGCACAUGAUUAAGGAGACUGGUCUGAAAGUUAAACCUCAGUUUGCUGUUAAAUUUGACAAGUCUGAUAUACCUUUGUCUGGAAACAGAGCAUAUGGAGCGUAUGUAAAGCCAAGGCCUCGAACUUACGAUCUUGUUGAAGAUGUAGACCUCCUAAUCCGUAAAGCAGAGAGAUGUUUGGAGGCUGGGGCAGACAUGAUAAUGAUUGAUGCUCAGGAUGUUUCUCAGCGAGCUGAAUCUUUAAGAGCUGACAUCAUUGCCAAAAUUAUUGGUCGGCUAGGAGUUGAGAAGACUAUGUUUGAAGCGGGAGAUGCUAGAACAUCGGAUUGGUUCAUCAGUCAGUAUGGUCCUAAGGUAAACCUUUUUGUUGAUCACUCCCAAGUGGUUGCUCUGGAGUGCCUUCGUGGGCGCAAAGCGGGCAAAAAUCACAUGUCUGUUCUCAGUUCAGCAUAUCAUCUAUUCUAACGUGAUAUUUGUUAACAUGGUUCAUUUUGUUGUGUUUAGUGUAUAUGUUCCUCAUCCUCCCUUAUGAUAUUAGUUGUUAUAUGUAACUGCAAUCACGUUAGGGUUGCUCUUAAGAGAACAUGCGGAACUGUGCUGGUUGUGACUAUCCUUGAAUAAAACAAAACGAAAAUUUUAACUUC